AACCCACCGGAGACCCAUAUCUGCGCUUUGCCCCAGACAAGCUGUACUAUGCCAGGGAGGAGCUGGUGACUCUGAGCUGCCCAAAGGAUCAUGAGCCCUCGCAGCCCAUGAUCCGAUGCCUCUGGAAUGGGAGCCACAGUGUGUGGAGCGAGGCGGCCCCCUGCCAGAGAAAGUGCCAAGAACCAGACUCCUGGAACAGAGGGGCUGAGUUCACACCAAAACAGUCAUCCUACAACCCAGGCGAUGUGGUGAUGUGGAGCUGCAAGGAGGGCUAUUGGCCCUCAGUGCCCCAGAGCACCUGCACAAAGUUGGGGACCUGGAGUGAGACUGUCUAUUGUGUGGAAAAGUGCGGAGAGCCAGUCCCCAGGGAUGUCCGGGCUGAGUUCACACCCAAACAGCCCUCCUACAAGCCAGGAGACUCGGUGACAUGGAGCUGCCCUGAGGGGUAUCGGCCCUCGCUGGCCAACAGCACAUGCACGCAGUCAGGGAGCAGGAGUAUGUGGACUCCGACUGCCUGGUGUGUUGGGUUUUGUACACUUAGUGGAAACUGGCUCCAGCUCAUGUUUACAGAAUCCCUCCCGACAGAGCUUGACGUCGGUAAGAUGGUCCAGGUGAGCUGUCGCCAGGAGCAGUUUGAGUGGGGCUCAGGCUGGCUGCAGUGUGUGGACCGAGCCGGGUAUCCUGAGUGGGACACGAGCCACGUGAGGUGCAUCGAGAAAUGCCGCAGGCCCCAAUGGGACCCCAGACUCCAGGUUGCACCAGACCGACCGUUUUAUAGCCGGAAUGAGAGGGUGAAGCUGAGCUGCCUGGAUGGGUCUCCUCCAUCGCUCCCUGUGAUCUACUGUGUGAGGCGAGAUCAGGAUAAGCAGAAUGUCUGGGCUGUGGGGGAUGGCUGGAGCGGAUGGCGCCACAUUGAAGAGAACGUGAUCUGUGCAGACAGCCCCAACAUCACCACUGGGACACCAAAGAUUACACCCACUAGCAUUAGCCUCAGCUGGAGUUGCACACCCUCUAAGUCCUGCCUGAGCAUUUCAGCCAUGGAGGUCAAGUGCCUGCUGGCUGGACCCCAGGCCAACCCCUGCCGGAGGCCAGCAGACAGCGCAGGGGAGACAUUAGGAGGCCGGGCUGGGACACUUACCUGCAGCAAGCUGCAACCCUUCACCCUCUACAACGUCACCAUCUCUGCACGAUAUGGGGCUACCAGAUCCUCCCCCAGUGCUGUCCUCUACACGCAGCUGCUCAGGACAAAUGAAACAGUGCCAGGCCAGCCCCAGAUAGAGCUGAGGGACCCCAGCACCGGAUGCCUGCAGUGGAAGCAGCUGCCGUCCUGCCACGGGGACAUCCUCGGGUACCAGCUGAACAUCACGGCUUGGAGAGAGAACGAUGAUGGAUUCUUGGAGGAGCAGGUGGUGCAGGUGAACCCAUCGGUCACUGAGUACAGGCUGCCCCACUGGAGACCCGGGACCAACUACACGGUGACAGUCCAGGGCCUUACAGCUGCUGGCCUGGGGAAGGCAUCGCAAUGGGCCUUUGAAACGGAUAUCUCAGGGAAGCAGGAGUCCAAGCCGGCGGGGAUCACGCCAGGGUACGUGGCCAUCGCUGUGGUCAUGCCACUGGUGCUGGCUGCUGGGGCCCUGCUGCUGUGGGUUGUGCUCUCCAGACGGCGCCAGGCCAGAACAAGGAGCUCAGGACAAGAGCACUAUGCAGAGCUACAGCCCCGUGACCCAUCGGACAUCUACUGCCGCAUCCAGGGCCCUCUGCCAGCAGUGCCCAAAGCUGCCGAGAAUGAUAUCCCUGCCUUGACCCUGAAGGCCUGAGCCACUGCCAUGCUGGACACACAUGGAGAGCCUCUCCCCUCUGCAGGCCAAGACAUCAGAGCUACGGUGACAGUUCCUGCACUCUUCAGGCAUCAGGAGAAAGCAGAGGCCUCUGGACCAACUGCGGGGCUUGAGAGUGUGGCAAGAUAGGACCCAUGUGGCCCCCAACCCUGUGCUGUUUUUCCCCUGCCGAAUCCUGCCUUCCAGUCCAGGCAACCUCAGCCUACCUUGGCCACAAAACACACUCUAGUCCUUAUCCUCUAUCCACACAGCAAAAAAUCAGGUUUGGGAAGUCUCCAGUCACCCCCUUCCUACGGCCUCUGCCUCCCCUCCAGCCGGAACCCAGCCACCUCGGGGAAACAGAAACCAAAGAACACAAGUGACAGCCUCAGCUCAAAGGAGUGUCCCACAUGGGACUCGGCGCACCCCUUGGGAUUGGGCUCCAAGUGGAAUGGAAAACACAACAGAAAGAGCCUGGAGGAAUUAGCUUGCUUCCUAUGCAGGUCCCAGCUUCUCUUCCCUCACGGCCAUUUUAAGAGAACUCUAAUGGGUUGGCGAGGCAUGAUUUCCCCUUGACAAAGCUGUGUGGUUUCUUCCCCAGCAAGCCAUGUUCAUCAAU
Molecule: messenger RNA, 2436 nt
Organism: Alligator sinensis (Chinese alligator)
Lineage: Eukaryota; Metazoa; Chordata; Crocodylia; Alligatoridae
Exons: 11
Coding region: 108-1817 (569 amino acids)
Molecular function (GO): protein binding
Source: RefSeq, a predicted model, not a curated record